CAGUUUUACUCCCGUACAAUUGGGGGCUUUAAAAUGCCUAGUGAUAACUAGGGGGCAGCUGAUCUACGGAAUUGCCUGCGGUGAAAUUGAUUCUCGACCAUCCUUUCUGUCUGCGUUGGCUCUGUUGCGGAUGAGACGUUAUGGCUGACUGGUCCAUGUACCAUGCCUUGGGUCAGGGCGAAGACGACCAGAACAAGCAUAUCAGAACCGAGCCUGCCGCCCCUCAAUUCAUACCUCCGAUUGCUCAACAACCUUCCGGCUACCCUCAAGGUGGUGCUGCUCCUCCACCAGGACAGUAUGGCGCUAUCCACGGGCAAGCUGCUCCUGCGGGGUUUCAACCGCCACAGCCAUUCCAGGGUCCACCACAAAGCAGUCCUCAAGGUGGUGCGAUUGAAGGGUUGACAAGCCAGAUGGGGGGAUUGGGGAUAUCGGGGGAUAUGGCAGGCAGCGUUCGUGGCCAUAAAAAGAAACAUCGCCACGCCUACCACGAUAUAAUUCCACCAGCAGGUUCUUCUCAGGCAUUUGGCGGUAUGCCCCAAGGCCAAAUACAGAAUCCUUCGCAGUACCUAGACACUGGUGUCAAUCAACCUCCACAACCUACAUCUCCGAUGAUAACCCCCGCCCAAAGAACACCGGGCCUUCAGCCAACCCACGGGACUGGAGAUGGAUCCGUAGCUACACAUGGCAAAGUCGAUCCUGCGCACGUACCCGGCGUUCCGCCUUCGCGUGAUAUCCCCGCACAGUACUACCUUCAUCAUGUUUAUCCGACCAUGGAACGACAUCGCCCUCCUCCAGCCGCGAUCCCUUUUAUAGCACACGAUCAGGGAAAUUCCUCUCCGAAAUUUGCACGGCUCACACUAAACAACAUACCAUCUACGGCCGAUCUCCUUUCCUCUACUUCCCUUCCAUUGGGCAUGGUACUCCAGCCCUUGGCGCCAUUGGACCCAGGGGAGCAGACCAUUCCCGUAUUAGACUUCGGUGAUGCUGGUCCACCACGGUGUCGCAGAUGCCGAGCAUACAUUAAUCCCUUCAUGGUAUUCAAAGCUGGAGGAAAUAAAUUUGUCUGCAAUAUGUGUACAUUCCCGAACGAUGUCCCUUCAGAAUACUAUGCGCCACUUGAUCCUUCCGGAAUACGCGUUGAUCGAAUGCAACAACCCGAGUUAAUGUUGGGAACAGUUGAAUUCAUGGUCCCAAAGGAAUACUGGAAUAAGGAGCCAGUAGGACUGCGGUGGCUUUUUGUUCUCGAUACUUCACAAGAAGCAGUAAAUGGAGGGUUUUUGGAAGCAUGCUGUGAAGGGAUAAUCGGUGCAUUGUACGGAGGCCAACACACUGUUGACAAUGAAAACGGCGAGGCCUCCAACGAACGACUUCCCGCUGGCGCGAAAGUCGGCAUAAUUACCUUUGAUAAGGAAAUGCAUUUCUACAACCUCAGUGCUUCCCUCCAACAAGCUCAGAUGAUUGUGAUGCCUGACCUAGACGACCCAUUCGUUCCUUUGAGUGAAGGAUUAUUUGUUGAUCCUCAAGAGUCAAAGCAUGUCAUUUGCUCCCUUCUAACGCAGAUACCCGCAUUAUUUUCUAAUAUUAAAAACCCUGAACCCGCUCUUCUUCCAACAAUAAAUGCUGCAUUCUCAGCUCUAGAAGCAACAGGCGGCAAAAUUAUUUGUUCCCUGGCCAGUUUGCCGACGUGGGGUCCUGGGCGGCUGUUUAUGAGAGAAGACGGCAAAGGUCAGGGGACGGAUGCUGAGAAGAAGCUGUUCACGACAGAACACCCUGGCUGGAAGAAAGUUGCAACGAAGAUGGCUGAAAGCGGCGUUGGCAUCGAUUUCUUCAUCGCAGCUGGCGGAGGUAAAUAUAUGGAUGUAGCAACCAUUGGCCAUGCUGCCGCUACUUCGGGAGGAGAAACUUUCCUCUAUCCGAAUUUCCAAGCGCCACGCGAUGUGUUAAAGCUUUCUAACGAACUGUCCCAUGCUGUCAAUCGCGAAACUGGAUAUCAGGCCUUACUCAAAGUCAGAUGCUCGAAUGGUCUGCAGGUUUCAGCUUAUCACGGCAACUUCCUCCAGCAUACCUUUGGGGCCGAUCUUAUAGUUGGAACAGUCGAUGCCGACAAAGCGUUUGGCGUCACCUUUAACCAUGAUGGAAAACUGGAUCCCAAACUCGACGCACACUUCCAGGCUGCUCUACUUUAUACCACUUCUGGAGGUCAAAGACGUGUGCGAUGCGUUAAUCUUGUCGCAGGUGUUAAUGAAGGUGGAAUGGAUACUAUGCAGUACCUAGAUCAAGAUGCCAUCGUCAAUAUCAUGGCUAAAGAAGCUGCUUCCAAAAUGCCUGAAAAAUCGUUGAAAGACAUCCGUGCGUCAUUAACGGAAAAAACAAUCGAUAUCUUAGCCAAUUACAGGAGGCACUUCUCCACAUCACAGCCUCCCGGCCAACUUGUCCUACCAGAGCACUUGAAAGAGUUUCCUAUGUAUAUCCUGAGUUUGAUCAAGUCGCGGCCUUUUAAGGGAGGACAUGAGCCUUCGGACCGCCGGGUGCACGAUCUCCGGAUGCUCAGGUCGUUCGGGUGUAGGGAGCUUUCCCUUUACCUAUACCCGCGCAUCAUACCUAUCCAUAACAUGAAACCCGAAGACGGCUUCGCAGAUAAGGACGGUCAACUCCAAGUUCCCCCUUCUAUACGCGCAUCAUUCUCCCAGAUUGAAGAGGGCGGUGCCUACCUUGUUGACAACGGGCAAAUUUGUCUCCUCUGGAUACAUGCUCACGUUUCGCCCAAUCUCCUAGAAGAUCUCUUUGGGCCUGAAAAGACAUCAUUACAGUCGCUCGACCCCAGCACUUCCUCUCUUCCUCUCCUGGAAUCUCACUUGAAUGCUCAAGUUCGAAAUCUCCUUCAGUACCUGGCUACUGUUCGUGGGUCAAAGGCCGUCACGGUACAAUUGGCAAGACAGGGCAUGGAUGGUGCCGAAUAUGAGUUUGCUCGAUUGCUAGUCGACGAUAGGAAUAAUGAAGCUCAGAAUUACGUGGACUGGUUGGUGCACCUGCAUCGACAGAUCCAACUUGAAAUUGGUGGCCAUCGGAAAAAGGAAGACAGCGGCGCGGGUGGAGUUAGUGGGAUGGAAAGUACUUUGACGGGACUGGCCGGGUUACGACCACCAUACUGGUGAUGAUUAGUUAAACACCCAUAUCGUAUAUUUUCCGUUUCCUUUGGCUCCCAUACGUACGCAAUAUUUAUUCACUUCUUUCAUGGCCGGCCCUUUCGCCGUAUAGAC
This is a messenger RNA of Coccidioides posadasii C735 delta SOWgp, 3260 nucleotides long. It is a transcript of the gene SFB3, whose product is annotated as COPII coat Sec23p-Sfb3p heterodimer component. NCBI's taxonomy places the organism in Eukaryota, Fungi, Ascomycota, Eurotiomycetes, Onygenales, Onygenaceae. The record is from RefSeq and is a predicted model, not a curated record. Gene Ontology annotation, biological process: intracellular protein transport; COPII-coated vesicle cargo loading; endoplasmic reticulum to Golgi vesicle-mediated transport. Gene Ontology annotation, molecular function: SNARE binding; zinc ion binding. Gene Ontology annotation, cellular component: COPII vesicle coat; endoplasmic reticulum exit site.